Molecule: messenger RNA, 3978 nt
Organism: Phytophthora sojae
Lineage: Eukaryota; Oomycota; Peronosporomycetes; Peronosporales; Peronosporaceae
Exons: 14
Coding region: 1-3978 (1325 amino acids)
Biological process (GO): monoatomic ion transport; transmembrane transport
Cellular component (GO): nucleus; cytoplasm; membrane
Molecular function (GO): protein binding; monoatomic ion channel activity
Source: RefSeq, a predicted model, not a curated record
AUGGCAGCAGCGGAAAGGGGUGACAGCCUCAUUUGCGAGGAAUUGCUGGCCAACGGGGCGUCGACUUCUGCCAUGGCGUCGGAUGGAAGCACAGCGCUGGCGAUCGCACUGCGCAACGACCGGUUGCUGGUGUGCCAAGUGUUGGUGGCAGCGGACGCGGAGCAGGCGGUGCAUCGACUAUUACUGGCGAUCAGCACAGACAAACGAGAUGAAGUGGUGCUGCUGGUCAAAGCAGGCGUGUCAUUGGAUAUUACGCAAAAGAUGGCUGGGGGCGAAGAACGAAACCCGCUGAGGGAAGCCAUUUCACAUCCGCUGAUUCUUCGAGAACUCCUGCGGUUUGGUGCUCCAGUGAACGCCAAGAACAAGGCUGGGGUAACAGCACUCUCCUUUGCCGCUGCGGCUGGAAAUCUCAAGGCUUGUGAGAUUCUUUUGGAUCAUGGGGCCCCCCUUAACUCCAAGGACAACGAAGGCAGAACCCCAAUGUACCAUGCUUGUUGCCUCGAAAGAGAGAAUACAAUUGCGUACUUUGUGCAGCAAUAUGGUGCCACAGUCGACACAAUGAACAACAAAGGGCGAACUCCGCUCUUUUACCAUGCAGAGCGAGGAAACGUGCUCGGGUGCGAACUUCUACUUCGGUAUCAUGCCAACGCAAAUCACAAAGACAUGUCCGCGUGGACUGCUCUUCAUUUGGCGGCUAGCCAUGGACACAAGGAGGUGUGCCGCCUCCUCUUGGGCUACGUAAACUCAACAGACAUAGAGCUAGAGGACCAGCAAAUGGUGCUGUGCCAGCCUACAUCGUCAAUCGGAAGCUGGAUAUCGGUCACGGAGACGUGCCUUAUGCGGAUCUACGCUAGACUGAUGUCAUCGGGUGUGCAGGCGACGUUGCAGAAGUACGGGACGCUAAGGAUACGAGACUACAGCAUGAAUACGUUGCUCCACGUCGCAGCCUCAAGUGCGGGAGACAAACACUGCUACUACAUCAUUCGGUGCCUUCAUUUGGUCGGAAAUAUUGCGAUCAACACUCAGAACUGCUACUGUGAAACUCCGCUGGACGUCGCUGCGGAUCGGCAGUGCACCAUGGCGUCUUCAGCGCUUCAGUCACUUGGUGCAGUUCAGAUAUCGAGCGACAGUGAGAUUUUCCCCAGCGUGAUCCAAUUGGCAGCGCCUCGAAAAGGACCGCUGUUCCACACUGUGAUGGGUUCGUCCAAGGAUUUCACUUCUUGCUCGCGCGACCAUAUCGUGCAGUUGUGCAGAGGUAUACAGGACGGCAUCUACGCCUUCACGGACGACACAGUGGCUCAAGUUGACACCGAUCGCGGCGACACCGUCUUGCACUAUUUCCUCCAAAGUUUCGUCCUGCGCAGUUCCUUCCCUUCAGUGGAAGAGCAACGACAAGUGCUCAGCUCGCCCAAGUGGCUUGGAACGUUAGAAGCCCCUCGCUUUCUACGUGUAUUAAUCAGCAAACCGAACUGGGAAGGCAAAACGCCACUGCAUGUUGCAGCCGAGGUGGGAGCUUUGGGGUUUUGCGAGGUUCUGAUCGAAAUGGGAGCGUCGGCAAAGGAAGAGUGCCAAGCGCCAGACAACCGUCUACUCGACCAGCCAACAGAAAAUCCUCAAUUCUGGAAGCCUAUCAACUUUGCCGCUACAGUCAAAGCCUCGCUGGACGAGGCUCACAUGUCUUUCGAGGAGCGCAGUGCAUUGGUCGAGUACCUGCUCAAGGAGCCAGAGUCACUGCCGGAUGAAGAGAAUGCAGCCCACGACUGCAAGGAGAAGAUCCAAAUGCACUUUCCACUGCUACUGCCGUUGUUUAUUCGCGUUGAGGACGAGACCAAGCACAAGGAGGACUAUGCGGAGGCUGAAGAGCUGUACUAUAAGUUCUUGGAUGAGUGCUAUCCUCGGUUUCAAGAGUCCACGGUCUAUGAAAAUGAUCCGAGUGGCGUCACAGUGCACAAUGUGUAUCUCGAUACAAUCCGAUACGGCGUCAAGACGCUCAAGAAGGUUAUCGCGCCUCAAUGCGUCAUUGAGUCCACUGGGGAUACACUACUUCACCUGAUCGCAGCUCAUGGGCAUCCAGAUUUUGCUGCAAUGAUCAAAUAUCUCGUGGAUACGGCACAACUCGACAUCAACAAAACGAACAAGCAGCUGAAGACGGCGUUGCAUGUUGCGGUUGAGCACAACAUGCCCGACAUUUGCCUGUUCCUAAUCUCUCAAGGCGCCGAUGUGACCGCUUCAUGCCAAAACCUCGAGACUCCGUCGAAAGAGACAUGGCUCACACCGCUGUACACUGCGCUGUGGUCAUCCACUCCAAAGUACGAGAUCAUCGAGAUCUUGCUGAGUACGCCCCAGUCCAUUGCCAAGCCGCGGAACCCGAAGCUUAGUCGCUCAGUGCGAUACGAGCCUGGCCAAGGCCCAGAUACCAAGUGGAACGGCGUUGUGCUCGAACAACUUUUGAAUGUCCACGCAUCGGCUUUACCGCUUUUCCUGGACCAUUACGCGGUGGAGGUGAACCGCAUCAACGGAGAGAAAGUGUACCGAUUCGUCGAGGUUUUCGAGAUUUGUGACCAUUUGGAGCAGAUCGUGAACCUGACGGGCACGUUGACGCCCAGUCUUUCGUCCAAGAAGACGAUCAAGAACUCGGCCGUGACUCACCCAGUGGUUCGGAACGCUAUCCAUCUCAAGUGGGAGCUGUUCGGGGCGAAUGCGCACCGCAAACAGCUCUCGCUCUACGUGCUGAUGGUCACGUUCUUCUACCUGUCCAACCUGCUGCUGCCGAAGAUGGAGGUCGCGAUCGACGAGGACGGCAAGAAGCGGGAGAUGAUGCACAAGUGGAUCGAGUUCGACUCGGUCGUUGACUACUUCGUGGGCAUCACCAAGGUCUGCUGCUGGUCGCUGGCCGUGUACCAUCUUCUGUACGUCGAGUUCUUCAAGGAGUGGCGCUCCAACCCCAAGCAGUACUGGCGAUCCGUGUGGAACUUGCUGGAUGUGUUCACGUACCUGCUGAUGCUGGCGACCAUCCCGUUCGAAGUGUACGAAGGACACGACACACAGCGCGAGUGUAUGCUGAGUCUGCUAAGCAUCCUGCUCUGCGUGAACCUCAUGCAGGCACUGCUAGUGUCGUCGUACUUCAGCGUGCUCAUCUUCACGUUCGCGCGGAUGUUCAAAGUAGUCGCGCGCUUCCUGUUCCAGUACCUGCUGCUGCUCUUGGGCUUUUCCGGGGGUCUCUUCCUGCUCUACCACGGGGCGGGGCCCUACACGGACUUCUUCAGCGCCAUGCGGAUCGUGUUCCUCACCACCUUCGGCGAGCUCAACUACGGCGACAACUACAGCUUCGACGACAGUCUCCGCGCGCGCAACUACCUGUCGUUCCUGCUGCUGACCGCGUACGUGAUCGUGGUGAUCGUCGUGGCCAUGAACCUGCUGAUCGCGCUCAUGACGUCCGAGUACGAGAAGGUCCGGACGCAGGCCAAGGAGCUGUCGCUGCUGGAGCUCGCGGGCGCGCUGCACCGCUACGAGCAGUGGGUCGGCUACGGCGUCGUGCGCAAGCUCUACUCGACGCCCAAGGGCCAGGAGCUCAUCGACGCCUGCGUGCUGCACGUGUCCGGGUCGGGUCAGCAGCCACGCGCGGGUCGCAACUUCCUUCGCCGCGACUUGACGUCGUCCGCGUCGUCCCUCUCGUUCUCAGGACCAAUGAACAAGCAGCGUAGUAAGGUUGACGCUAUGAAGCUCUCGCUGAUCAGCAAGACCGAUGGGGUGGACGAAGCGGAGAUGGCCAGCAUCACGGAGGCCAUCACGACGCAGGUCAUGAAGCAUGUGCACGAGGAGGUGGAGGCGCUGCGCAUGCAGGUGACGACGGAGCUGCAGGACGUCCGCGAGCUGCUGGAGACGACGCAGCAGAGCAGCGCUCGGGAGCGGAAGGAUGUGGCAAGUAGGCUGGAUGAGGUGUUGAAGUUGCUAGUAGCAGGACUGCAAUCAGGAUAG